AUGAACAAUAACUCAAGUCAAGCUAAAAAUGAGGAUAGCUUUGAAUUCUCAACUAACUCUGAAGAACAAAACUUUUCAUCAGCUUAGAAACCUUUCUUCCUUUCUUCUCCAUCGACAUUACCUCUCUAGGGUAUUAGAAAGGUAAGUGAUGCUGCCCUAGAAUCUUCUGAGCUUUUUAUCUAAACUUCCUAACGUAGCAAGUAGAGUAGUCAGACCCUCGAAGAAACCGAGAACAAAAACAGCUAAAGUGAUUAAGGAGAUAACUUGUCCCUAUAAAAUAGCUUAUACCAUGAUGGAUAAUAAGAAAUAAAUGAAGUCCUGAUAAAAUCUAAAAAGUCUAAUGAAUCAAAGACCAAAACUCAAAAAGAUUCCAUUGUUGAAAGUGCAAAAAAGAGUUUAAAAAAUAAAAAAUCCCAAAAAGGAAAAACUCAAUAAAAAAUUGUUGAGAAAGACUUUGGAGAAGAUGGGGAUGACAACAAUGACUUUGAUGAAGAAACUUCAAGCCACUUAUAAAUAUCUAAUAAUAUAACUAAAAAAAAAAAAAUAAGAAAGGCUUGCAGAUUUAACUAUAUUGAGCACUACAUCAGCCACCAUUAGCUUUCCCACCGUAUAGAAACUGAUGAAAUAAUAUUUGAAAAUGAGUCUUUCAUUCCAACUAACUACUAACCAAAUUAAUAUUUUAAUGAUAACCCAAUCAGCUUCUUCACUCUUGUAAAUAUCCAUAAAAGAGUUUAAAGGACUGAGCAUAUUUUUAAUAACAAAAAGAAAAAUAAUGGUGCUACAGCAAGUAAAUCCUCUUCUCUUAAUUCAAAUAACAAAGGAUGUUUAACUACCAACUAAAGCUCUCAAUUAAUAAAAGAUCAGUAUUAAUCAUAGAACAUAAAAAGUACUUCAUCUUAAUCAAUUUUACAAGGAAGUUUUAAUUAGAACAAUAACAAUAAUACUAAUCAAUCCAUUAAACAAGUUUCUAAUAAAUAAAAUGGCAAGCUUAACUAGUCUGCCAAAAAAACCAGCAACAAUACUCAAUAAUAAACUCAAUCGUCAAAUAAUUCUAAUUUGCUAUCCAAGAAAAAAGACUAUGUUAAUAUCUACUUUGAAGACAGAACCCAUUUCUAGAAGAGUUCCUUAAAUUAAUUUAUUAAAAAAAUUAAAUCUCUUCCUGGUAAAGGAGCAUCUCUGUAUAGCGAAGCAAUAGAAGAUUUCAUACAACACAAAAUAUCUCUUUAAAAAACCGUUUCUUAUGAUCUUCUAGAAAACUUUAUUGAGGGAUUAGGUAAUUUCUAUUUUUUAAGAGUCUUCAAAUAAACUUCAACUGACUUAAUAAUUGAUCACUAUACAUUGUCUUCUUCUCUCAUUAGGCUUCUUGGUUUUGAAACUUCCACAUUUUGCUCUUAUGUUACUUCCCACGGAGUUCCUUACAUCCAUGAUGUUACUGGAAACUAUUUACAAUAUAUAGCUCGCUGCAUGAAAUCUUGGGUGCGCUCAAGUGAAAACACCACCAUUGAUGCUACACUUAUAUGCGCUGACUCUCUUAGGAUUGAGUGUUCAGAGAACAUUUAUACCCGUACAUUUCAUAAUGCUGAAAAAGAGGAGUACUAUUUAGUGGAAACUCAUGUUUUUCGUCCAAAAAAGAACGACAGUAAAGAUUACUUACUAUCAGAUGAAAGGAUUAACAUCUUCUAAUCCUCUUUUGAGCCGAUUUAAUAAAAGAACAACUAAUAAUAAUCAUAAUAAUCUCAAUAAAGCAAUUUAAUCAAUCUCAAUAGUGAAUCAAGACUAAAGCAAUUAGAUAAAACAUCUAAAAGAGCUAUAGAAAAUGGCUUAAAAGAAUAAAAUAAGAAUUUACUCUAUAAUGUUUUAGAAAAUAACAUUAAUGAUGCUAAUGAUUUACUUUCAUCACUGCUGUUAAAUCUUGCAAAGAAUUAAACUAAAAUUGAAUUUGAUGCCACUAAUUAAUCAUAAGUAAAUGAUAAUAAUGAUAAAUAUUUGCAACAAUUUAAAAAACUAAAUUCAAAGCGCAAAGUCUCUGAAUCCAUGCUAAUAAUUAAUAACAAUAAUGAAUUUGAUGAUUCAGAAAAAAAAAUAUAAAAGAAGCUUUGCAAAUACAGACUUAUUUGA
Molecule: messenger RNA, 2118 nt
Organism: Tetrahymena thermophila SB210
Lineage: Eukaryota; Ciliophora; Oligohymenophorea; Hymenostomatida; Tetrahymenidae
Exons: 1
Source: RefSeq, a predicted model, not a curated record